GGAAACCAAUAGCUGUAUCAUUUGCACACGCCCUUAUAGGCAGAGACAGGCUCUCCACUGCUGUUCUUCAAAAGAAGGGAAGGCAAGAUGAAGAGCUCUUUGUUGCUGUGCGCGGCCCUGGCCUUCUCCGUGGGGUUUGUCCUUGUGGCAGGUUACCCACUGGACCCUGAGGAUGAGGAGUACGUGCUGGUGAACAACAAGUGUCAGUGUGUAACAGUGACCUCAAGGUUCGUCCCCUCCAAAGAAAAUCCUGAUGAAGAAAUUCUGGAGAGAAACAUACGCAUCCUGGUCCCCCUGAGAGCUCGAGAGAACAUCUCUGACCCCCUGUCCCCUCUCAGAACCACUUUUGUCUACCGCAUGACUGAACUAUGCAAAAAAUGUGAUCCUGUAGAAAUUGAGCUGGGUGGUGAGAUAUACCAGGCUCAGCAGAGCAACUCCUGCGAUGAACCUGAAACCUGCUACACCUACAACAGGGACAAGUGUUACACCACAACCUUCCCAUUCCUCUACAAUGGGCAGAUUAAAAAUGUUCAAGCAAGUCUGACACCAGAAUCCUGCUACACCGAUUAGCUUGAUCCACCGCUGUGCUAAUGCCUUGUUGUACUCAGUGUUUCUGUCCAAAGUACAUCUAUAGCACCAUAAUACCUGGAUGACAGUGAUUCAGAUAUCAGCUCCCAGAGUAAUGCCAACUUACCUCAACAUCAGACUAGUGCCAUUUCCCAAGAGCAGCUGCUGGGUGUCAUAGACUCUGUUCUCAUAUCCCUGGCACACCUGCAAUGUCUUUAUUAUGUGUCUCAGACCUUAUCCCCAUAUAGCACAGCUUCUCAGCAGACGGAAAUCAGCAAUUCCCUUGAAGUCAAGGGAACCCUACUGAUUUACACCACUGUGGAACCUGUCUUUUUGACAGUCUCCCCUCAGUCUCCAGCUAAGCAAGGCUGCCACAGAUAUUGGCAGAAAUAUCUAUGUACUUCCCUCCCUGACAAAUCUAAAGCAAACCUCUGCACAGCCUUUAUACAAGUCCCUUUGGCUACAUUAGCAGAAUUAGUGUCCUUAUUAAAAGGCUGUUGUACAAUCAUAUUUGAGAGAAAAGAUGAGGGAUGAGAUUCAGAAUUCAAAGUGACUUUACCAUCAGGCAUUCUAAACCCUUCUAGCACUUUGACAAUUGCAAGCUUCUAUCUUUGACCUGCAUUUAGAGAGGAUCAAAAGAUGCUGCUCACCUCAAGCAUUUUGCAAAGUUGCCACGUCCUCAGCUAUGCUAAGAACUCUUCUAGGAUGCAUCAGGUAUUUCCCUUUCCAUGCUUAUUUACUGGUACUGCUGCUUUCUUCCAGCUCUGCUCCCAGUUCAUUGAUGGAAAAAAAAAAUCAAGUUGACUCGAGUUUCUUUUCUUAUUCCUUAUUUUGUAUUUAAAGCUUCAAGAAAUUCUUUGACAGUGACUCAAUUGCUAGAACAGGGAUUCAUUCCCUUUUUCAUACCAGUAGACUUUUCCUUCACAGAAAAAACCAUCACCAAAUGAAGGAGCUGGUUCUGCAUUGCAUCUUGCAUGUAAAUGCAUUACACUCAGCAUUGCCCAUAGAGACAGUAUGUAUAUGAGUACACAAGGUGUUGAGCAUUUCAUCUGAGGUGGCUGCUAUAUGUUUCACUGUUGUCACAAGAUGACUGUAAAGCCUUAGGCUGAGAAGUCCUUACCUGGCUUCACACAUAACUGGAAUAAUAAACCAGCAAAAUCUUUAUUUCCAUAACUGUAGCUUCAUUUGUGAAACAUUAAAUAAACUUUUUUCUGCAGCA
This is a messenger RNA of Colius striatus (speckled mousebird), 1786 nucleotides long. It is a transcript of the gene JCHAIN, whose product is annotated as joining chain of multimeric IgA and IgM. Gene Ontology annotation, cellular component: pentameric IgM immunoglobulin complex. The transcript has 4 exons. NCBI's taxonomy places the organism in Eukaryota, Metazoa, Chordata, Aves, Coliiformes, Coliidae. The record is from RefSeq and is a predicted model, not a curated record. Gene Ontology annotation, molecular function: immunoglobulin receptor binding. Gene Ontology annotation, biological process: humoral immune response. The coding region runs from base 88 to 570 and encodes 160 amino acids.